This is a messenger RNA of Cuscuta campestris, 1755 nucleotides long. Lineage: Eukaryota; Viridiplantae; Streptophyta; Magnoliopsida; Solanales; Convolvulaceae. The record is from the annotation of a GenBank genome assembly.
AAACAUAUAAGGGCGGGCUGUAAAAACUAAAAAGUUCGUAACUUUUACGUCUCCACCUUCCCUUCCAUUUCAAUCCUCGCAAGGUUAGCAUCUCACCACUUCACAAAGUUCCUAUUCGCCACCAGUCCAUUCAACAAAUCUCAGCAAUUGAAGUUGACUAAAUGACCAACAACACUAAAGAAGAAGAAAACCAGGGUCCUACUCCCCAGGGUAACAUACCGCCAGAAAAUGAAAACGAAAAUGAAGUAUCUAUUGAUUCAUUAGCCCGAAAGGUCCAAGAAUCUCUCUCACUUGCCAAUCGGCACAAGUUCUGGGAAACCCAACCCGUGGGGCAAUUCAAGGAUCUUGCUGAUACAAGCCUGAGUGAGGGCCCAAUUGAGGCUCCAACACCCCUGUCUGAGGUUAAACAGGAGCCUUAUAACCUUCCUGCCCAGUAUGAAUGGAUUACUUGUGACAUGGACUCUGAAGAAAUGUGUUUAGAAGUUUACAAUCUACUGACUCAUAAUUAUGUAGAAGAUGAUGAAAACAUGUUCAGAUUCAAUUACUCAAAGGAGUUCCUGGGGUGGGCUCUUCGCCCCCCAGGCUAUUACCGAAGUUGGCACAUUGGAGUCCGAGCGAAGAGUUCAAAAAAGUUGGUGGCUUUCAUCACGGGGAUACCCGCAAGGAUACGUGUCCAUGAUUCCAUUGUAAACAUGGCAGAGGUCAAUUUUCUUUGUGUUCAUAAGAAGCUCAGGUCGAAACGCCUUGCUCCUGUGAUGAUCAAAGAAGUCACGAGGCGAGUUCAUCUGGAAAACAUAUGGCAAGCAGCUUAUACAGCUGGAGUCAUUCUCCCCACGCCUAUAACAACAUGCCAAUAUUGGCAUAGGUCAUUGAACCCUAAGAAGCUUAUCGAUGUUGGGUUUUCUAGGCUGGGUGCAAGGAUGACAAUGAGCCGGACUAUUAAGCUGUACAAGUUACCUGAUCAGACAGCCACCCGUGGGUUCAGGAAAAUGGAGCCCCAUGAUGUUCCUGCGGUUACGCGUUUGCUUAGGAACUACUUGAGGCAGUUUGCAGUUGCGCCCGACUUUGAUGAGAAUGACGUGGAACAUUGGCUUCUUCCAAAGGAAGGUGUUGUAGACAGCUAUCUUGUUGAGAGCCCCGAGACACAUGAAGUCACUGAUUUCUGUAGCUUCUAUACUCUUCCGUCGUCAAUACUCGGAAGUCAGAAUCACUCCACUCUAAAGGCUGCUUAUUCCUAUUACAACGUAUCAACAAAAACCCCGUUGGUUCAGCUGAUCAAUGAUGCCCUUAUAAUGGCGAAGCGGAAGGAUUUUGAUGUUUUCAAUGCUCUGGACGUUAUGCAUAACGAAAGUUUCUUGAAGGAGCUGAAGUUUGGCCCUGGCGACGGAAAACUCCACUACUACCUGUACAACUAUCGGGUGAGGCAUGUUUUAAGGCCCUCGGAACUUGGCCUUGUGCUUUUGUAGUUUGCCCAAGAAGUCGAGGUGCCAUUUUUUGGUAAGGUCUAUCUGCUCAUCUGUAUGUUCCCUUUUUUUCUUCUUCUCUCAUUUUGGGUUUUGUGAGAGGUCUACUUUAGGCCAUCAAUGGAUAGACAAAGUUUGCAACAUAAUUUGUGAGACUGUUGAACUGUAUUGUUAUUAUUGCAUGAUCAUUGGCAGUUUGUUGGAGAUUCUCAAAGAGUUGCAUCUUAACACUUUGUGCCCAAUUGUUGUCUACAUUCAUUAAUCACUGUGCUGUCCCCUUUUGGUUACCCCA